This is a messenger RNA of Colletotrichum destructivum, 681 nucleotides long. RefSeq lists its product as uncharacterized. The record is from RefSeq and is a predicted model, not a curated record. The transcript has 4 exons. The coding region runs from base 1 to 681 and encodes 226 amino acids. Lineage: Eukaryota; Fungi; Ascomycota; Sordariomycetes; Glomerellales; Glomerellaceae.
AUGGGUGCGCAACGGUCGUCGAUCCGCGUGUACUCGAUGGUGGCGGCGGGCGCGCUGGAGAUGGACGUCGUCGACGGCCACGUGAAGCUGAUGCGUCUCGUGAGGGACGAUGGCGACGACGAGUGGCUCGCCGCGUCCACCUCGCUCGGGUUGCCGGGCGUCAUCGUGAGGAUGAAGUUCAAUAUCUACCCCGACUCCAAGGUCUAUGCGCAUCAGAAAACGCUGGAAGAAAAGGACGUUCUCGAUGGUGACAUCUACGACAUGAUCGCCCCGUACGUGACAGCCAACCUCUGGUGGUGGCCUUGCAAGCGCAGGUUCCACCACCGGUACUACGACGUCGUCCCGACGAACGCCAGCGCCCGGGAGGGCUUCCAGAACACGUUCUCGGUGACAGACCUUGAGGAAACGGCGGCACGCACGCUCCUCGACAGCGGCCGGUACCUGGCGACGUCCAAUGUGCUCGACUUCCCCAGCUUCCGGCCGAAGGUCGGCGACCAUACCAGGUUCAACGAACCGUUUUACCACAACCUCGCCAUGGUGCUCGUCGACGAGUUCCCGUGCCGCCCGCACUGGACCAAGAACACCAGUGAGGUCUUUGCUCAUGCGGUGAAGAACAUCGACCCCCGACGUAAGCCCGCGAACUUGCCGCUGAUCCAAAAAUUGGGGUUUUUCGUCCGCUGA